AUGGAUUUGAGCAGUCGCGACGACAUAACCGCGCUGCCCGUCACCCAUGCGCUCCACACCAGCCCUCACCUCAGACCCGCCCUGCGCAACGACACUGACAUACCCUACAACUUCCAACCAAAUGCUCACAUGCAACCUGGCUCACACACAAAUCUACAGCCUUCGGGCAGCCACCGGUCGAAGCUUCAGAAGCGCGCCUCCAAAGACGGUCCGCCGAGGAGAAAGUCAACCAAGAAACGCAAGGACGACCACGUCCGCGAGGAGGAGAUCCGAGCCAUGAGCGCCCCCAUUGCCAUCAAGCGACCGGCACCCCAGUCCGGCAAUAUGAUGCGCCGCGACAGCAAGAAGGUUCGCAGAGGUUUCAGCAGACAUUUUGACAACCGGCCAACCUCCGACGUCUCCUUGCCCGUGGCAGACUCAAUACAGUCGUCAAUGACGGGUAGCUCGGAAAUGCUAUCAACCUCAUACAAGGUCAGCGCGCUUGACGUCUUCGCUCCUAGACCCACUAUCCGCUAUUCGAGUAGCCCGCCCGUCUAUAACUGGCAGCACCAUGCUGCUGAACGUGCCAAUGACGUUUCCCGGUCCAAUUCGCAACGCCAAAAGAUCAGCAAGGAAGCUCUUAAGGAGAGCAAGACAAUAGACGAUUUGGCAGAUGACAUGGAUGCCGGGACAUUGAGGGAACUGAUGGAGAGGGACCAGAGGAGAAAAGAACGGAAAAGGAAAGCGGAUGAGGAACGCCUGCGCCGGAAGCUUGAGAAGAGAGCGGAAAAGCAGCGCCUAAAGGAGUUCAGCAGAGAGCAGGCGGCCGCUGCAAGAGCCGAUGCUGAGCUCGAUGCAGCGAUGGGACUUGGAAUUGAAGACAGGAGCUCUGGCAGAGAAGCGGUGCGGGAUGGCCACGUCCCGAAAAUUGACACCAGCACUCCCGCGAGACCGCCGCCAACACCCAUCGAAGCAACUUCGUCGCCUGUCAAGACGCCCGUCGAUGAUCCUGUCGUUGAUACUGCUCGGGCUGUUCGUUACUCGCAAGCCUCUCAGACUCUGUCCCCACCUACCUCGCCUGUUCACCAACAUGCCCGAGGCCCUUCGAACGUUUCAGAUCUUCCCGAGCUGACCCAGGAGGUCACUCCCUCUGCUAUUCAGCCAUCCACCAUUAGCCGGAACUCCUCGCUCAGCCGUAGAAGAAGUUCCGACGUCAGCAAACGCGGCGGCUGGUGGUCUACCUUCAAACGCCGUCCUUCAGCCCUGCUGAAGAGAAGGUCGGUCGAUCAAGCUACCAAUGUCACUGCGCCGUCGGACAUCUCAUUCUCCAACACCUCUAGAGAAUCUAUGGGCCGCCAGGCGCUACCUGCCCAUCUCGUGCACCCACCCGUCCGCAAGGCAUCUGGUACUCCCGUGCGCACCAUGUCAAAGUUUCGCGAGGAUCUGCCCGAGAGAAUGCCACUCUCGCCGCCUGAUUCAAGGGUGCAGUCCCCCGAAGUUGUUUCCGCCAAAGCUCUCGCUGCGCGCAGAGGUCUUUCUGAGACUCCUGAUACCCAUGAGCUUGAGGGGCCCACGUCUCUGGAAGAUGGCACAAACAAGCUUCGGACAGACUCGCCUAUCAACCCUACCGGGAGGGCUUCGGCACCCAUGUCUACCUCUCUCGCUUCAGUCGAUUCGGAAGGUUCGUGGCUCUCUGGCAAGCCCGCCAAGCGUGGCUCCAGGGUCAUGCGUAGCAGCUACGGCUCGUCUUUCAGAAAACCAAGAGAAGAUUGGAAUGCGUCCUACGAGGAGCUCGGAAUCCCGGAUGACGAGUACUUCCGUAGACUCACCCCCGGUCCUGAGGAAUCGUGGAAUGUACCGAACCAUGAGGUUCAACGCAGGGCGAGCAGCGUCGCUCUCGCAAACAACACCGACGCUGGAGCCGAAGAUGACGACGAAGAUGACGAGCCUAGCCCUGAGGAGACAGUCGUCCAUGACUCCAUCGUCAGGAAACCCACCGUUGUCCAUCGCCAGGCUCGGGCCAAGUCCGUUGAAGGUCUUCUCAGCUUCUUCCCCGACGAAGCAGAAGAUACCUCAGCUGGCGGUGAGGCAAUGGAAGGGGUUGUUCCUACAACGCCCGAUGAUGACAAGUCGGACAGCCCAGCGGGUCUCGACGAAAGUCCCGAAGCCACGGUACACCGUGCUUCGAGCGUCAACCUGUCCAAGGGACAUGUUCGGCAAUUCAGCGGCAGCAGCGCAAAGCUCCUGGACAUCAGGUCUAGUCGCAGCUCGAUCGAUGCGGCGAGGGUGAGUGCAAACUCGCACGCCUCUCCUGACCCUCAGUCGUAA
Diplodia corticola is the source of this 2307-nucleotide messenger RNA. RefSeq lists its product as uncharacterized. The record is from RefSeq and is a predicted model, not a curated record. The transcript has a single exon. Lineage: Eukaryota; Fungi; Ascomycota; Dothideomycetes; Botryosphaeriales; Botryosphaeriaceae. The coding region runs from base 1 to 2307 and encodes 768 amino acids.